AUGGCCAUGCCUCUAGCUAAAAAGGCUGUCGCACCGCUUGUAACUGGUGCUUUAUCCGGUUUAGCCAGUCUUGGUGUGGAUAAAAUAUUUGGAAAGGGCCAACGGGAAGGUUUUCUUAUUCCACAGGAUAAAAUAGCGCAGCUGAUUGCGUACAAGCAUGUACUAUCCGCGGGCCAGAAAAAAGAUAUUCUUAAUGCUCUUCAAUCAGGGGGUCAAUUAGUUAUCAAACCGACGAGAACAGAACAGGGUGGGUUUAUAGGAACUCUACUAGCGAGUAUAGGUGUCCCUCUGUUGCUAAAAACAUUGACGGGAGGAACUCUCCAAGCCGACAGAACCGGUUCCAGUAAAAAUACAGUGUCAGCAUACGUUCCCGAUGCAACUAACGGCCACGGAAUAGAUAAUCCGCACCCUUACAUGUCACCACCCUUUUUUGGAACAUGGGAAAACCCAGUUGGCUCGGGAGAAAAAAAAGGACAGGUGCUGCUGCUCGGCAAAAACAGUCCAUUCAAUUCAAUCCCAAUUCUAGGAACAAUACGAUCAAAUUCAUAAAAAAACCAUCGUCAAAUAUUGAUUUGUUACACUGGGUCAAACAACUUGGAAUGAAAUAUUUCAGAGGUAUUUACAGCCGUGAUAAUUUACCAAAUAAAAUACACAGAUUGGAAACAGGAAUAAUCAAUUUAGACAAUUCAUUAGGCGGGGGCAGUCAUUGGAUUUGUUAUAGAAAUGUGGAUAAACAAUUUUGUGAAUACUUUGAUCCGUUUGGAUUAAUCAUGCCCAAUGAAAUCAAAAAUUAUCUGAAAACAAGCGGUAAAAAAAUGGUGUAUUUAUCAGAUGAAAUACAAGAAAGAGAUAGUGCCUUGUGCAGUUAUUGAUGCUUAUAUUAUCUUUUGGAGAGACAAAAAGGUAGAUCAUUAUUAGAUGUUAUACAUAAUACGAAAUUCAGUUUCACAGAUCAAAUGAUAAAUCACCCAUUUCUGAUAAAAUAUUUUAAACAAUAAUAAUAAUAAUAAUCCAUUUAUAUAGCGCCUUUUCUACAAGAUUCAAAGGCGCUGUUUACAAAAAAUUAGAUAGAAGUAAAAAGUAAAAAUAAUCGAAAGAAAUUGACAUUAAAACUAGACGCUAACUACAAAAUAGAUAAAUGUACACAAUAGAUAAAAACUCAGAUAACAAAUAAAAACGUCACGAUUCAUAAGCUCGCAUAAAAAGAAAUGUGACUAAGUCUGCGUUUAAAAUCAUCAAUUAAGUUUGCAGAUUUAAUAUCCUCAGGUAAGUUAUUCCAAAGUUCCGGAGCAGCAACAGAAAAAGCUCGUUUACCAUACGAAUUGAGAUUAAAAUAGGGUUUAACUAAUAAAUUUCUCUUAGAGGAUCUAAGAUUGCGGCUGGGUGUAUACAAUUGAAGGAGUUCCUGUAUAUAGAUUGGAGCUCGAUCAUGUAGUACUUUGUAAGUAAUUAGCAUAAUUUUAUAUUCAAUACGAAAGGAGACAGGGAGCCAGUGAAGAUCCAUCAGGACUGGAGUAAUAUGGCAAAAUCUUGGACACUGGUUGACAAGGCGAGCAGCAGAAUUUGAACAUGUUGAAGCUUCCGAAUAAGAUAGGAUGGUAGCCGUACAAUAAAGAAUUACAAUAAUCAAGUUUAGAAACUACGAAGGCAUGAAUAACGAUUUUUGCAGCAUCAUAAGUAAGAUAUUUUCGUAUGAAACCAAUGUUACGAAGAUGGAAAAAGGACGAUUGACAGACUGCAUUGACAAGAGGUGCCAUACAAAGGGACUGAUCAAAGAUAACUCCAAUAUUGUGUGCACUGGGGGAGCAGGAUACAGUCUCAUUACAUAUAUCAACAGAAGAUAGUGGUGGCCGAGGUCGAUAGGAAGAGGAUAUUACGAGAACUUCGGACUUGUCUUUAUUUAAUUUCAGCUUGUUGAAAAGCAUCCAUGCGUCCAUGUCCCGAACAUAGUUUACCAAUUUGGCGUUACUCAGAUUCAUAUCAGAAACAGACCACGUCCUGAACGUAAUAUAUAGCUGAGUGUCAUCAGCAUAAAAGUGAUAGAACAUUUGAUGACGUCGAGCAAUCUCGCCAAGAGAGGAUGUGUACAUUGAAUAUAACAACGGGCCAAGAACGGAUCCCUGCGGUACACCAAACUCAAGAACAUGAGAAGCAGAGCACGCACCAUUAACCUGCACAAACUGUGUACGAUCAGAAAGAUAUGAUCGAAACCAUUCCAAUACAGUUCCAGUAAUUCCAAAGCGAUUGGACAGUCGCGAAAGUGAUUAGAAGACAAAUAAAACACCUCUCUAGGCAACAGCGUAAAACACGCAGAUGGUCUGAGACCAUCUUUAUUACCCCACCAAAAGGCCCCACCAAAACGGCGGGUCAGGUCCCAGACCAUUUUUAUAUAACAUACAUAUAUUAAUGGUGAAAUCUUCUUGUGUUAAACAGAAGAAACAAACAGAAUGUCUAGAGCCCUCGGGCUAUAAAACAGCCAAAAAUGGUAGACUUAUGUUUUGGUGCACUUGCGCUGAAGUUUAAAAAAAGUUUAAAUUUGUAAAGAAGGGAAACUAAUUGGGCCCUCUGAAGCCGGGGGCGAUUUGUUAGACACCGCUGUAGGAACAGCUACUGAUCUAUUUGUACAUCACGGGCUUCCUUGGAUGGGUAAAAAGGUAGUUGAAAUGGGAAGAUAUUAUGGCUCAGAGGCGCUCAGAAACCCUAAAUUACAGAAAAAAGCCAUCGAUUACGCUUUGGAUAAAUUGAGUCCGAUGAUCCAGAAUGUUGGUUCUCAAGCUCUUGACCAAUUAUCAACCAAAAUACGGCCAAAGAAAAACUAUAAAACAAACAGAAAAGAUCUUGAUGGAGGUGUAAUAGAUAUACAUAAACAGAUUGGUAAAUUACCAAAACCAGCAGGUGGAUGGACUUUACCAGGCCAUAAAUAUACAGGCCCGUAUCAUGAUUUAGAAAACCAAGUAAGGUGCAAUCCAGAAACUGGUGAAAUAUUAGAAAUUUAUGAUCAACCAACUAGGGCGACAGAUGCUGUGGCCAUGCAACAUGACGUCGAUUAUAGUGUCUGUGGAGAUAACCGGAAGUGCAAAAAUAAGGCCGACCGUAAAAUGGUAAAAUCGUUGGACGCCAUACCUUGUAAUGAAAGACAAUGGGGCCACUGGUUAGCUAGAAAUCUAAUAAACACAAAGCAGAAACUCGGACUCGGUUUAAACUAGAAAAGCCGUCGGGUAUUAGUUGGCAACAGCAAUUAGCGGACGAAUUACAUAAACCAAUAAAGCGCAACUUUACUCGGCGACGCGUUAUUACAACCGGUAUCCACAGAAUUGGGUGCUCCGAUCUGGUUGAAAUGCAACAGUUCAGCAAAUGGAACAAGGGUUACAGAUAUCUUCUAAUGGCGUUGGAUCUGUUCUCCAAAUAUGGCUGGAUUGUCCCAUUGAAGGAUAAAAGGGGGGAAACCGUUACAGAAGCAUUCAAAGCCAUCUUCAACGAGGGCCGUAAACCACAAUAUCUUUGGACUGAUAAGGGGAAAGAAUAUUACAGCAAAAAUAUGAAGAACUGCUGGAAAACAAUGGCGUAACACUAUACUCAACCGAAAAUGAGGAAAAAUCUAGUAUUUGUGAAAGAUGGAACCGUACACUUUAAACGAAAAUGUGGAAACAGUUUACUGUCCAGGGUAAUGCCAUAAAUUAGGUGGUGGUAAUACCACCUAAUUGGACGGAAGAGAUUUUCCUGGUCGAUAAAGUCCAAUCUACAAACCUAAUCACCUGCAGAUUAAAGGAUCUCAACAACGAGGAAAUACAAGGCUGCUUUUGUAAGCCUGAAUUUUUGCCGGCAAAACAAGAUACAUUCCGCAUUGAAAAAGGUCAUUCGGAGGGAAUAUAAGAAAAAACAAGCUCUUGUGAAAUGGUUGGGUUAUAGUGACGACUUUAAUUAUUGGAUUCCACUAAGCAGCUUCCAAGAAUUGUCUAACUAAUAGUAUAUAUGGACAGUCAUAUAAGAAAGCUAGAUACUAGAAUUAGUAAUAGGGAAUCCGAACUUAAGGCACUAUACACUAAAAUCCAAAAAUUGGAGGAAGAAAUUACCACAUUACACCACAAGAAAUUAAUCUCCAAAAAAACUGGAAACAGCUGAGAUGCCAUUAACCGGCGUCCUGGUUGCGAUCUUUGAAACGGGAGAAGAGAAGGAGAAAGAGUAAACUACCAUCGGACCCAAAAUGGGGACGGCAACAAAUAGUGAUAUUAGAGGCAAACUAAACAAAACAGCUUUGUUGGAGUAACGAAACGUUACCUCAACCCAGAUUAUUGCCCUGUCGAAAUGAAGGGUCAACAAAAUGCCAACGGACCCAAAAUGGGUCCGGUGGGUUGGGGUGGUAAAACGCUGCCUCAUCAAAAUGACACAGGAGGUAAACUACUUAAAGAGAUAUUAAUAUAUACUAUAUAUAAUGGUGUAUUUGUUGGAAAAGAAACAUGUCAAUCAAUAUAUGAAUAUCGAACUGACUUCAUAUAUUGAUAAUAAGCAAAAUGUUUGGUCCAAGGGUAAAGACUUUGCUAAGAUCCUUGGAUAUAGUAAUACAAAAAGGCAAUAUGAACACACAUUGAUGAACAUGAUAAACAACGAAUAUUUACUCCUCAUGUCAGCGGACCCAAAAUGGGUCCGUUGGCUCCAAGUGGUGGUAUAUGCACAUAUAUUAACGAGUCUUGUUUUUACUCCCUUGUAUUAGCCUCAAAAUUAGAAGCUGCGAAAAAGUUCAAACAUUGGGUAACGUCGCAAGUCCUUCCUUUUAUCCGUAAAUAUGGCCAAUACAAACUUUUUGAUAGUCCUUGGAAUAAAAUGAUCAUGACUGGCAAUGAGACCGACCUCCAUUAUAAAGUGGUGGAUAUGAUAAGAGGAUUCUAUCCAGAUACUAUAUUAGUAGCCGGCCUUGGGGAACUACAAGACACUGGGGACAAGCGACUGGACUCAUAUAAAAAGGGAUAUAUGAGAGGGCAGCCAGACGUACUGGUACUACCAUAA
Porites evermanni is the source of this 5004-nucleotide messenger RNA. The record is from the annotation of a GenBank genome assembly. NCBI's taxonomy places the organism in Eukaryota, Metazoa, Cnidaria, Anthozoa, Scleractinia, Poritidae.